AUGGCAGCACGCAGCAGGCCCCGUGCUGGGCAGAUGAAAGACGAGUACGAUGAGGAGAGGUCCAUCUGGAAUGGGAUCAAGUCCGAGGGGCGGAACAUCGAUCAGCUCAUGGCGCAAGCAGAGGGUGUGCGUAAGAAGAUCCUGGACCUGGAAGCACAGCAGAACGCCCGAUUAGCACGGGGAGCCCUACCAUCAGACAGAGUGGAUGAAGAGCUUGAGACCAACCUACGAGACAUCAUCAAACUGGACAACGAGAUUGUAGGCCUUCUCAAGUCAGAGGACGGCGGCAACGACAUCUCCACGCAGCUCGGUAUCCUCUCAGCACUCAGAAGCUCAGAUGACACGCCAACAUCUGCGUCACGCGCAACUAGCGUUGGGAAAUCGCGCGAUCGACAAGGGAAACGCAAAGUCACCGAAAACCUCGACGAUCGUGACAGCAUCGCGGCUGAUAGCCCUGGUCCCAGCCCAAAGGUUGUCAUCAGCCAGAAGGAUAAGCUCAUUGCCAAAUCAACCAGCAGCAGGGCAGGAUCGGUGCCUGCCGGGCGCGAAGGAAGCGUGAAGGCCGAGGACGACGACAAUGGUAAGGCAGACCAGCCACCCCGCCGUCUCUCCCCGAACACCGAGGUCCUUUACCGCAACAGCAAGCAGCGAGCGAACCAAGAGGGCGAAGGAAUACUCUGCCGUGUCACCAGCGUCAUCGGCGACGGAAAACAACGCCGCUACGAAAUCAUCGAUGCAGAUCCAGACCCACCGACACCAAACCAGCCAUACCGUGCCUCGGUCGCCCAUCUCGUGCCCAUCCCUUCGCCUUCUGCUAACACUACGCUAUCUGACCUGCCAAAGAAAAGGGGUGUACUGGCGCUUUACCCGGGCACAACUACGUUCUACAAGGCCGAGGUGGUGGCAAGCUGGGUUGCCGAGCGCGUGAAGAAAGAGAAGGACGAAAAGGAUGCGAGUUUCGACGCGAAGGAGAACCUGGUUCGUCUCAGGUUCGAGGGGGAGGACGAGGCUGACAGGGAGAUGAGUGUUGAGAGGCGGUAUGUCCUUCCUGAUAGAUGA
Messenger RNA from Didymella exigua CBS 183.55, 1059 nucleotides. RefSeq lists its product as uncharacterized. Gene Ontology annotation, cellular component: SAGA complex. The record is from RefSeq and is a predicted model, not a curated record. The coding region runs from base 1 to 1059 and encodes 352 amino acids. The transcript is spliced from 4 exons. NCBI's taxonomy places the organism in Eukaryota, Fungi, Ascomycota, Dothideomycetes, Pleosporales, Didymellaceae.